This is a messenger RNA of Amphibalanus amphitrite, 3240 nucleotides long. RefSeq lists its product as uncharacterized. The transcript is spliced from 6 exons. Lineage: Eukaryota; Metazoa; Arthropoda; Thecostraca; Balanomorpha; Balanidae. Gene Ontology annotation, molecular function: N-acetyltransferase activity. Bases 253 to 933 code for a protein of 226 amino acids. The record is from RefSeq and is a predicted model, not a curated record.
CGGGCAGUGAGGACGCGCUCCUGGAAUUUCGCGGUGCUGACUGUGUCAAUAAUAAACAAAUAGCAACGUAACACAUUGGUGCAGUCUGCAGGACAACACGACCUAGGUGCAGAUCAGAACUGGUCAGCCAGGGGCACGGUAAGGACCCCAGCAGAAUAUUUCCAUAGUACACGAACCGGUCUGCAGUUUCUGCAUCGUCUCAAUUUACAGUUGUUGCAUCGUUUGGUUCUGCAAUUGUAUCGCUAAAAUACCAUGGAGAACGGCGGAGACAGCACAGCAAAGAUGAAGUAUUGUUCUCUAGGGGACGUCACGCUGAAAGAAAUUGAAGACUUGUUGAUAGAGAACUUUGCGAAGGAUGAAAAUCUUCUGAACCUGUGUCGGAACUGCGAGGGCGGCCAGCUGGACGACUACCGUCGCCGAGCGAAGGAGAUCAUCACUUCUCACGACUGGAGUGUCUCGCGACUGGCGGUGGACGCCGCCACAGGCGCGGUGGCCGGUGUCUGCCUAUGUGACAUGUCCACCCUCAACCAGCCGACCCAUGCUCUCGACGCCACGCUACAGAACAAAUCCGAGGCAUGCCGCCUCAUUGCUGACUUCCUUCUCCAGGCAGAGGAAGGAUACGAUGUGUUCCAGGAUCUCGGAGUCAAGAAGGUGCUCAAUCUGAAUAUCGUGACCGUUGAUAAAAGUUAUCGCCGUCAGGGCAUAUCAUUUGAACUCAGACGCCAGUGCCUUGAGCUGGGCCGCCAGCAUGGCUGCCAAGCUGUUGUCGAUGUCGCCACCUCGCCCUACACUCGCAAAGCGCUCGUCAAGCUCGGCUUCGAGCGGGUCAAGUUCCUGCCCUUCACCCAGUCGGUGCUCGCCGGUGUUGAGAAAGUCGACCUGUCGGGCUGCGGACCCGAUGAUGGAGCCGCUCUGAUGGUUCUCCGGCUGUGAGAGUGACCUCAGGGAAGCCUUGGAGGUCCUGAAGGAUGAUAGAUGCCUCUUGGGUCUAGCUCAUCAUAGCAGGCAUGUAGUUAGUCAUCGAGGAAUGUAUGUGCUUAAUCUUUUGAUGUGCGAUGUGACGAUGUCAGUUGCAACUUGCAGACUGUUGAAUUGUAGAAGACAGUUUGAUGAAAAUCAACAAAACACACGCUGCUGUUUCGAUUGCUGCAUUGUCCUAUAUCAGUUAUCACGGCUUGCAAUUUUACAUUGAGGACUGAAGCAUGAAUUUUGCAUAUGAUAUUUUACUGCUCGGGUAGAUGAGACGGGAGGGCAGGUUGGAGCUGACUUUGACGAAGUGUUAACAAGUUGACUCAUUUCAGCUACAAUUAGGACUCAGGCCCUAUCGCGACGCCGGCUGUGCCGCGAAUAGCAGCGCAAGAAUUGAACUCAGUCUGCAGUCCCUUAUGGUGUUGGCCAGCAGUUAUACGAUUAAGUUGUCACUUGUCACCUUAAUCGUAUAACUUAAGGUGACAAGUUGUCACCUUAAGUUGUCACUUGUCAGCUGUUCUUAGAAAACAAAAAUUGCCUGAAAGGAGCUCUUGAAGAAUUAGGAAAAUUUUCAGAGGCCUCUGGACUAAAUUUAAACAUUGAAAAGUCGACAUGUCUUCCGGUCGGUUUUUCCCCGUCUAGUGAAGAGGAAAAUGAUUUUGGUAUCAAGUGGGUUAAGGAAAUGAAAAUACUAGGCAUUAUCUUUAACAAUAUGAACAAGAAUGUAACAAAAAUUAACUUUGAGCCUAAACUUUUACAAAUUCAAAAAGAAAUAGCACAGUGGCGCAGAAGGAAUUUGACGGUUCUAGGACGAAUAGCCGUGGUUAAGUCAUUACUCAUCUCACAACUAGUACAUUUGUUCACAGCUCUGCCGAAUCCCUCACAGAAUGAACUGAAACGCCUUAACACAUUGUUGUACUCAUUUGUAUGGGCAGGCAAACGCGACCCAGUCAAACGUGCUAAGUUGAUUCAAAAAUAUCACAAUGGAGGAUUAGCCAUGGUUGAUAUCGAAGCAUUUAUGAAAAGCAUUAAGCUGACGUGGCUCAAAAGACUAAUGAAAGCGCAAGCUCCGUGGGCAGCUUUUUCCAAAUUGGAAUUGCCACAUAUUCAAGACAUCCUAUGUUACGGAAGCAAACGUCUGGGAAAAAUAACGGCUAAAAUUAGUAACCGUUUUUGGAAAGAUGUAUUAAACGCAUUUACGUCUUUCAGUCAGCAAUACCAACCAGAAGAAACACAGAUCCUCUCUGAAAGCAUAUGGUUCUCAGACUACACGAAAUUUAAAUCAUCCAUCGUAAAAAGUUGGCAUUCAAAAGGGUUGCGUUUCAUCAUUGACCUAUUUAACGAAGAAACAGGAAAGUUGCACUCGAAAGACAGCUUACAAACAGCAUAUAACAUAAACAUGACAUUUAUUUGCUAUGAAGGCUUAAUGAGAAGCUUACCAGACUCCGUUAAAGCAAUGUCAAUACCUAAAAAAUGUCAACCAACAAUGCCAUCGCGAAUGAACCUAGUUAUGAAUCAUCCUCAUUUUUCACGUUUUGCCUACGAUAUAUUCAUACAAUUUAGACAGAAGGAACUAUAUGAAACCAAUGCGCGACAAAAACAGAAAUGGAUAAGAGACCUAGGAUGCUUCGAAGCAAAUAGUUUUAUUGAAGUACUCAAAGCAACAAAGUCAGCAUAUGUUAGAAUGUUUCAAUUUAAGCUCAUUAACAGAAUCUUAGCAACGAAUAGAUAUUUACAAAUGAUGGAUAUAACAGAUAGCGAAUAUUGUACAUUCUGCAAGGUCCAGCCUGAAACGCUUGCCCAUUUAUUCUGGUACUGCCCUAUAACGAAAGAUUUCAUAACCAAAAUCAAAACGGAAAUUCUGCAGAAAUAUGGUAUAAAUAUAAACGUAGGUUUAAAUACAUGGUUUUUCCCUACGAAUCUGAGUGCAGAGGAGACGUGUAUAGUUACACUGGCAAAGUUGGUAAUUUAUCAAGCACGCUACAAAGAAAACCGACCAACUAUUGUGCAUUUAAAAUACAGCAUAAAACAACAAGUUGAGAUAGAGGAGAGUAUAGCCAGGUUAACAGGAAAACAAGAGAGUUUUGAGAAGAAAUGGGAGAAAUUGAAAAAUAUUACCAUAUAAGAUAAAAUGGAAACAAGUGUUAUUUUAGGUAACACCUUGGUCCUUCAAGACAAAACUGCACUAGGUAUACAUUCAUACAAGUUAUAAUAACACAAACAUAAACUAGUGUCUAGUGGUGAAACACAAUACAGCAAAAAAAAAAAAAA